This is a messenger RNA of Durusdinium trenchii, 1741 nucleotides long. NCBI's taxonomy places the organism in Eukaryota, Dinophyceae, Suessiales, Symbiodiniaceae. The record is from the annotation of a GenBank genome assembly.
AACGCAUUACAUUUUUGACACACACCGACUGCAUCCGCGUGCCAUGCCGCAGCUUACAGAGGAGUUGAUCCGAAAGCGCGCUGAGCACAAUGAGGGCGUCUUGUCCGACCUCGAAGAGAUCGCCUUGCAUCAGCAGGAGAUUGAGAAGAUCGAGAGCAUCGAGGCUUGCUGUCGACAUAUCAAGAUCCUGCUCCUUCAGAACAACAUCAUUCCCAAGAUGGAAGGUUUGAAUAAGUUGAAGGAGCUGGAAUACUUGAAUCUGGCGUUGAACAAUAUCUCCAAGAUCGAGGGGAUAGAAGGAUGUGAGUCCUUAAGGAAGCUGGACCUCACCGUGAAUUUUGUGUCGGUGGAGGAAUUGGAAGAAAGUGUUUACAACUUGAAGGCCAACAUGAUGCUGGAGGACCUGUACCUCACUGGCAAUCCCUGUGUGGAUUGGUCCGGCUGCAGGGCCUAUGUGAUUGCACAUUUGCCCCAGUUGAAGCAGUUGGAUGCCAAAUUAGUGCUGCCACGUGAACGGAUCAAAGCACGGCAGCAACUGCCAAGGCUCCAGCAAGACCUAGAAGUGGCCAUCGAGGAGGCCCGCAGAAAGCGGCUGGCCGCAGCUGGAGAGCCUGUCUCAGAAGGUGCCUACACCAAGGAAAGCAGGAACGAGAUGUACUUGGAGCUGGCGGAGCAAAAGGCGGAGAAGGAGCGAAAUGAGAAGCGGCGGAUGGGCAUGGAGCCAAAAGAGCUUCGCACGGUGCCUGGUGUCUACAACGCUCGAGGAGAGAUCCGGCAGUGCAACGAGGGCAAGUACAACUUCGAUCUUGAUGACUGGACGUAUCCAGACAAGAUCGUAUUUGAGCUGGGUGUUCCAAAGUACUUGGACACAACUGCCCUGGACGUGGAUGUGAAUCCGCUCUACGUCAGAGUAGUACGACCUCUUGAACGUUUUGUCCAAGCACACCUUGAGAGCAAUUCCUUCAUUGUUUUGAAUGGUGCUCAAGUUGUGUGUGUGUGUGUUCAUCUUUUUCAAGAUAGUUUAUUCAUUCCCAAGCACAUGCAGCACACUGAGGUUGUCAAGGACAAGGUCACCCAGCUGAAGUUGUCAGCCGAGGUGAAGCCCGAUGCAUCGAAAGUGCAGCGCUCCCGCACCACGGGUUUGCUCCAUAUCGACAUGCCAUUGGUGGAGCCACACCAAGUGAAGGAGCGCAAGGCCCCCGAGCCGGAGCUCCAGCCGUUGAAGCCUUCAAUGGAUCCACCUGGAAGGCUUGGCUACAGCACAGGUGAUGGCGGCCCAUCCAAGACGGUGUCUAUACAAGGCAUCUACAAGGAUCCCAAGCGCGUGGCCCCAAAGAAGCAGGACACGUUGCUCCGGGAGGUGAAGACAACACGAGCGACACCCAAAGCAACAGAGGAAGAGGAGGAGGAUGAGAUCCCGCCACUGGAGUGUCGCAAAUAGCGGUCGCCUCCAGGAUGCACGAGAGGAAACUUCAAGGCGAAAAGGACUUUUUUCCAUUCAGAAACCAAGUGGAAGCAAUGAAGGACAAUGGAGGCAGCGGAAUGGGUGACUUCCAUUUACCUCAAUAUGUACCCGACGAACAGAUAGUUUUUGGAAGGUCGAUGCUUUUUGCAUGUUCAAUUGCUCAGCAUUGCUCAACCCUCCCAAACGAGGAAGAGCAGUGCUUUCAGGUUUCCAACAGUCGGACAGUUUUGUUUCACUGGCCUUCCUGAUGCUGACUGAAGCUGUGAUUGUUGGUCC